Molecule: messenger RNA, 1839 nt
Organism: Medioppia subpectinata
Lineage: Eukaryota; Metazoa; Arthropoda; Arachnida; Sarcoptiformes; Oppiidae
Source: the annotation of a GenBank genome assembly
CUCAAUGGUGAAGAGAGGCGUUGUUUUGACUCAAAAACCAAACACUCAUUGACUGAAUGAAUGCAGUGUUGAGUCGGAUAUCAAUUGAUUUUCACAUUGCAAUCAAUUGAAUGAAUUGAAACCGCAUUUGCAGUCAAUUGUUUGGUUACAGUCAGUCAUACCAUCACUACAUUGAGUGCCAUAACUAUUAGUAAAACAGUCCAUCAGUUUGUCGUCAAAGCCGUCAACAAUGACUGUCUUAACUCAAGCGCUGAGCGAAAAGAAAUUGCAAAAACAAAAUGAUAUGAAAGAGCCGUUAGUCGACCCCUCGGCUCCUCAGGUUGACAUUGAAAGCGGAAGCACUGUUUCGUUGGCGAGCCUUCGGUCAAGAGCUCAACGAGUGAACAGUUUAACCACUCUUUGUGUCACAUUAACUGCUCUGUUAGUGUUGACCACUGGUAUUGUCGGCGGAAUCUAUUUGUAUCGUCAGUUCGCCCAAUACAGAUUGCGACACUUCAGAGGCUGGUGUAGUAUCCCAUAUGUGGAUCAAUCGGGUCGUUAUGAAGAGUUGCAUCGAUCCCUACCAUCGGAACAGUUACUUACGUCUCAACAACACGAUAGCAUUAAUCUCGAGAAUAUGAUUAACGAUUUGGCUAAAGAAAUGCGCCAAUCAAUGGGCGAGCAGUUGGAAGCGGCCGAUUCCAAGUAUUUCGAUGAAGAGUUUGAUAUAGACGUGGAGUUUGAACAAUACGAACGAAUAGAAGUCCCAAACUUUUCUCAUGGAAGAAGAGGACGAUUUGUUCACGACUUUGCAAAGAAUAUGACGGGAAUCAUAGAUGUAGACGACGGCCGGUGUUUUGUUUUGCCGCUUAACCGAAGUCAAGUACUUCCGCCGCAAUCGCUGUUUGAUUUGGUGGUUAAGAUGAGAACCGGUUAUUACGAUGUGGACACACAGAUUGUGCGGGACAUGUAUCGUGUGGUGACGCCUCCCAUAUCAGACUUCAAGAGUUUAGGCUAUUAUAUUGGCCGCGAGUGUGCGAAACUGCCCACAUAUCGAUUGGAAAGGAUGACAUCGCCUGUGUUUAAGCGAAGCAUUGAUCAGUCGUCUGAACAAUUGGUUGUGUUCUCUGAGUUCGCCGGCCUUGGAAUACAUGAGUUCCAGAUCGUGAACCUUCAGGACGCGAAGGGAAUCAAAUGAGUGCUUCACUCGCUUGUGUUAUCUCUUUUUAUUGAUUGGAUUUAACGGUUAAUUGUUUUUCAGUGAUCACUCAACUAAUUGUAUAUUUUGUUCUCAUGUUUUUGAGUCAUUGAUCUUAACUAAUGUUAGCCAAAGCGUUAUUUUUAAUGACAUCCUAUAUAUAGUGAACUCUAUAUAACCAAAUGCUGUAAUUUAUAUUUAAAAAAGUACUUUAAUAUCACUUCUUGUAUUGUAAACAAACACUUCUGAGAUUUAGUCACCGAUUGGUGUGAUAUAAUAAUUAUGACUUUAAUUUUGCCCUAAUUUUCGGUUUCUCUUCAAACUAUAUAUCAAAUAUAUAACAAAAAUUAGAGAUUUUUUGGUACAUUUGAAUGAAUUUAGAUUCUAAUAUAAAAUCCAUAUUACAGUUAUGGAUAUUUGUUGCGAGAAUUGUUAGUCGUUUUAUCUUAGGUUUAGACACUUAAUGUAUCACUUUGUCUGGAUUGGAGCCAUAAUACCCUAAUAAUGUAAUAUUUAUUUUGAAAAUAUGAUAUAUCUCUGAUUCAUGAGAAACCUGUGCUUGAGAUGAGACCAGUUCUCCAGACGAGUCAACAACCGAUUGCAACGCUUUCGCAUGUCUAACAGUCAAUUGAAUCAAUAGUUUUGUAAUUGUUUUAAAAACA